This is a messenger RNA of Paramecium pentaurelia, 1326 nucleotides long. Lineage: Eukaryota; Ciliophora; Oligohymenophorea; Peniculida; Parameciidae. The record is from the annotation of a GenBank genome assembly.
AUGAAUUAUCCUUAUCAGCCAUAUAGGCCAUAUUCAAGAGUACCAAAUACUUCAGUACAUAACCCUAAUAUUAUCUCUUAUGUUGAUUCAGUACUCUCAAAAUCUAGAAAUAAUUACACUUCUGUUCAAUUAGACUCAUAACCAAAGUAUUAAACAUACUAGACUAAUACAAUUAAAACCGAUACAGAUUUAAAAAUCGCAACCAAUUCUCCCCUAAUUUUAACACAAAAAUCAAUGGUUAUUUAACCUACUUUAAAAUCUAAAUAAGAAUACCAAUCUCCAAAAUAAAUGGAAUCACCAUCCUUUUAAUCAGAGAUCAUUUCUACAAUUCCACUUAUUCCUUUGAUGUCUAAUGUUAGAGAAGAAUAUUCUAAAGUAUAUAAUUUAUUCAUCAAUAAGAAAUAAGUUUCAACACCUGUUAGUUAAACAAGUUCUCCAAUAAAAAAACCAGAAAAACCAAAAGAGAAAUAUAAGAAUUUCUCCAUCAUCAAAAAACUUGGAGAUGGACAAUAUAGCGAAGUGUUUCUAGCAAAGCACACACAAACAGGCUUUUUGGUUGCCUUGAAAGUCAUUCAAAAAUCUUAAAUAAUUAAAGAGAAUAUGCAAGCCUAAUUAGCCUGGGAAAUCAAAAUAUAAUACCUUCUCGAACAUCCAAAUAUUACUAAAUUAUACACCUUUUUUUAAACUCGUAUAUUAUUUUAAAUAUUAUAGCAACUGAAAUUGUGCUUGUAUUAGAAUAUUGCUCACACGGAUAAUUAAAUGCUCUUUAAUAAAUUCAACCUAUGAAAAAGUUUUAAGAGAGAAUAGCAGCUUAAUAUGUAUAACAAAUUACUUUGGCAUUAAUGUAUAUUCAUAAUUAAGAUGUUAUUCAUCGGGAUAUCAAACCUGAUAAUAUCCUUCUAAGUUUUGGGCAGGUUAAAUUAGCUGAUUUCUCUUUUUGCGUUUAUUCUCCAGAUGAAGACAGAUAAACUUAGUGUGGAACCAUUAUUUAUGCUUCUCCUUAAAUUUUAGAGGGCGAAACCUAUGAUAAGAAAAGCGACAUCUGGGGAUUAGGAGUAUUGACCUAUGAAUUAUGUUUUGGGAAACCACCUUGGAAAGAGAACUAAUAAGAAUUAAUGAAAACUGUAAUUCUUUUCGCUAUUAGAGGCUUGCUUUAUGAUUCCUUAUACUGCUUCCAGAGAUUUAAAAGAUUUUAUUGAGAAUCUUAUGAAACGACUUUCUCGAGAUCGAUUUACCUCACAACAAGCGUACAAUCAUACAUGGCUUUAAAGAAUUGCAUAAAUUGUACCCUAUUAUAUAAAAAACAAUGAAACUUUAUUUUUAUGA